GUGUUGUGUCAACUCACAGUAACGCUUCCGUGUUUCCAGUCUGGCUUCGCGCACAACGCAUGUGAUUUUUAUUUAGGAAAUUAUUUGACGUGCCUCGAUAGUUAACGUUUGAUUUCUGGUUAAGGUCAGUUCAGUGGUUUACACUUAAACGUUCGCGAUGGGUUUACUGACGAUCUUGAAGAAGAUGAAGCACAAGGAGCGUGAAAUGCGUCUACUUAUGCUGGGUCUUGACAAUGCUGGGAAAACAACCAUCCUGAAGAAGUUCAACGGCGAGGAUGUCAGCACGAUCUCUCCAACAUUAGGCUUCAACAUAAAGACGCUCGAGCACAGAGGGUUUAAGCUGAAUAUCUGGGAUGUGGGUGGUCAAAAGUCCUUGAGAUCUUACUGGAGGAAUUAUUUUGAGAGUACAGAUGGACUGGUGUGGGUAGUGGACAGCGCCGACAGAUUGAGACUGGAGGACUGCAGGAAAGAGCUGAGUACUUUAUUACUAGAGGAGCGAUUAGCAGGAGCCACUCUGUUAGUUUUUGCUAACAAACAGGACCUACCAGGUGCUUUAUCAAAAGAUGGAAUCAGAGAGGUUUUAGCGCUUGAUGACAUUAAGACCCAUCACUGGUGCAUUGUGGGAUGCAGUGCUGUGACGGGUGAGAACCUGCUAACGGGUGUGGACUGGCUACUCGAUGAUAUAGCCGCUCGGAUCUUCACAGCUGACUGAUGGACUGAAUGUUUUAGCACAUUGGCGAUAGACUAAAUAAAUUCUUGUACUGCAAAUGUAUUUCAUGUUUGAGGAUGUCAAAAUGGCUGUAAAGCUAAGAUACAAAUCACACUUACCAAGAAUACACUUAUUUCUGCCUUGACAAAUCUGGUCUCUGGUCAUUUAAUUAAUGCAGUCUUUUUCCUUGUUUAAGAGGACUUACAGGUCAGCCUUCCCUUUUUGAUUGAAAUUUGAGAGUGGUUGCAUCUCAACUGGACCCCUUUCAUUUAUUUUUUUUUUGCCCUUUGAGGGGUAUUUUUGGACCUCAGUUUGUGCUUUAGUUCAAAUCUUACCUUAACACAUGACCUAACAUUGAACACUACUUCCAUAUUAAAUGCUGUGAACAUUGACUACCAAUAGUCAAGUUACAGAAAUGAAUUCUAAUAGGAGCAAGCAUUGCACACCUAAAUGCCAUUUGUUAGAUCAUGAU
Molecule: messenger RNA, 1181 nt
Organism: Sinocyclocheilus grahami
Lineage: Eukaryota; Metazoa; Chordata; Actinopteri; Cypriniformes; Cyprinidae
Product: ADP-ribosylation factor-like protein 2
Exons: 5
Coding region: 158-712 (184 amino acids)
Molecular function (GO): GTPase activity; GTP binding
Source: RefSeq, a predicted model, not a curated record